AUGUCUGAUAACAAUUGGAAAGAAAAUUUAAAUAUUCCUAAAAAGGACAAUAGACCACAAACAGAUGAUGUUCUUAACACUCAAGGUAAAUCAUUUGAAGAAUUUAAUUUAAAAAGAGAAUUAUUAAUGGGUAUAUUUGAAGCUGGUUUUGAAAAACCUUCACCUAUUCAAGAAGAAUCAAUACCAAUGGCAUUAGCAGGAAGAGAUAUAUUAGCAAGAGCUAAAAAUGGUACUGGUAAAACAGCUUCAUUUAUAAUUCCAUGUUUACAAUUAGUUAAACCCAAAGUUAAUAAAAUACAAGCUUUAAUAUUAGUUCCAACUAGAGAGUUGGCGUUACAAACUUCACAAGUAGUUCGAACUUUAGGCAAACAUUUAGGAAUACAAUGUAUGGUCACCACUGGUGGUACAUCAUUAAGAGAUGAUAUAGUUAGAUUAAAUGAUCCAGUUCAUAUAUUAGUUGGUACUCCAGGUAGAGUAUUAGAUUUAGCAUCAAGAAAACUUGCUGAUUUAUCAGAAUGUCCAAUAUUUGUAAUGGAUGAAGCCGAUAAAAUGUUAUCAAGAGAAUUUAAAAAUAUUAUAGAACAAAUUUUAGAAUUUUUUCCAAAAAAUAGACAAGCUUUAUUAUUUUCUGCAACUUUCCCAAUAACAGUUAAAUAUUUUAUGCAAAAUCAUUUAAAUAAACCUUAUGAAAUUAAUCUUAUGGAUGAAUUAACUUUAAAAGGUAUUACACAAUAUUAUGCAUUUGUUGAAGAAAAACAAAAAUUACAUUGUUUAAAUACUUUAUUUUCAAAAUUACAAAUUAAUCAAUCAAUUAUAUUUUGUAAUUCAACAAAUAGAGUUGAAUUAUUGGCUAAAAAAAUUACAGAAUUAGGUUAUUCAUGUUAUUAUUCUCAUGCAAAAAUGCCUCAACAUGCAAGAAAUAAAGUAUUUCAUGAAUUUAGACAAGGUAAAGUUAGAAAUUUAGUAUGUUCAGAUUUAUUAACAAGAGGUAUUGAUAUUCAAGCAGUUAAUGUUGUUAUAAAUUUUGAUUUUCCAAAAACUGCAGAAACUUAUUUACAUAGAAUUGGUCGUUCAGGUAGAUUUGGACAUUUAGGUUUAGCAAUUAAUUUAAUGUCUUGGAAAGAUAGAUUUGCUUUAUAUCAAAUUGAACAAGAAUUAGGAACAGAAAUUAAACCAAUUCCAGCACAAAUUGAUCAAAGUUUGUAUGCUCCGUUACAAGAUUAA
Molecule: messenger RNA, 1224 nt
Organism: Lodderomyces pseudojiufengensis
Lineage: Eukaryota; Fungi; Ascomycota; Pichiomycetes; Serinales; Debaryomycetaceae
Gene: DHH1
Product: DExD/H-box ATP-dependent RNA helicase
Exons: 1
Coding region: 1-1224 (407 amino acids)
Biological process (GO): P-body assembly; cytoplasmic stress granule assembly
Cellular component (GO): cytoplasmic stress granule; P-body
Molecular function (GO): RNA helicase activity; mRNA binding; ATP binding
Source: RefSeq, a predicted model, not a curated record